AUGUAAAAUUCCAAAUAGAAGGAAAUGUUUUGUAGCUAAUUCGAUUUAUACAAAGACAAGAAAUUUUAGUUCAUUCCUUCAUUAAAAUAAGUUAAAGUUGAAGAGAGUAAUCAUCCAUAAUUACUGUUUAAUGAAUCAAGUGCUGAGGACAUUUUUGAACAGAUGGGAAAUCAAGCUUCCAAUCAAGUAUAAAUAAAAGAGGCAAAUAGAGAAAAUAAAAUCAAAAAAAAUGAUGAUUGGAAUGCCUAUUAUAAUUUGAGAUUGAAAGAAAUCAAACUAGAAAGACCUGAACUUACUCACAAUCAAAUGACACAACUAAUAUCAGAAGAAUGGAAGAUUAUCAAAAAAUAAUUUAAAAAAUAUCCUUAAUCUUUAAAUCCAGAUGAAGAGCCAAUAUGUAAAAAGAGAAUAAAAUCAAUUAAAGAUACCUAAAAGUUCUCUUAAGAGAUCAUGUUUCAAAAAUAAGAAUCUGAAGUCGAACUAGAUUUUAAUCCCUUUCAAUGUGCUAAAUUUAUUGAAAAUUUGAGAUCAAAAAAAUUCAAAUUAGUUAUUAAUGAUAUAACUCAUGAACUUCCAGGAAUUGCUAUUAUAGAAGCAGUCGACAGUGACUCUGUCCUCAUAUACUUAAAUCAAAACACCAAUAACAAUAACACAUACACAAAUACUACAUAGGGUACACCAAACGAAAAGGUUAAUGCCAUCCUAGAAGAUAUAGGAAGUGAUAGUGAAUUGAGCAUUUGCAAAGGAAAUGAGGAUUUUAUUUUAUAAAACAAUAUUAGAUCAUUUCUAUGA
Paramecium tetraurelia is the source of this 792-nucleotide messenger RNA. RefSeq lists its product as uncharacterized. Lineage: Eukaryota; Ciliophora; Oligohymenophorea; Peniculida; Parameciidae. The transcript has 2 exons. The record is from RefSeq and is a predicted model, not a curated record.